AUGAAAAUAGAGUCCUUUGCCAAUGUUCUUUUAUCUAAUCCAGAUGCUUAUGAUCCUUCACUUUUAGAACAAGGCAAAAAGAUCAAUGUUCGUGUCAUUGGAUUACAUGCCAACGGGUCGCUGGUGGCCAGACCAGGCGACCAGGUGGAGCUACGCUGUGAAGCUGUCGAUACUCUAACCAAUCGGGUUCUUCUACCAGAAGAGGUCUCCUUUGCCUGGAGUCUAUUCGACAGUCGUGGCGUCGCAUUUCCAUUCGAUAAGCUGGCCCAACAGACCAUUCUGUCGGGCGGGCACACGUUGCGACUGACCUACCUUCGUCCAACCGAUCAGCUUCCCAUUGAGAGCCGACCGCAUGGUCGCUGCUCCGCCUUCCAUUACGACCUCACUUAUCUCUACUUUUCGCCCGUUUUUCCUAUCCAGGUUGUCUGGCUCUCUGAUCAGGAGAUCGCACCAGCCGUACCAUUACCUGAACAGCCCAGCUGGGACAUUCAAGACUCGGACAAAUGGUGUAAGCUAGGCCCGAAUAUCCCUAAAUCAAGCUGUGUGAUUGGCCUAAACAUGCCUGGACAGCUCUUGCACAAGUUAAUUUAUACAAUGUUAACAGAGGAAAAUAUUAUUAUGUUGAAGAGAUAG
This is a messenger RNA of Protopolystoma xenopodis, 633 nucleotides long. NCBI's taxonomy places the organism in Eukaryota, Metazoa, Platyhelminthes, Monogenea, Polystomatidea, Polystomatidae. The record is from the annotation of a GenBank genome assembly.